This is a messenger RNA of Drosophila eugracilis, 1044 nucleotides long. RefSeq names its product leucine-rich repeat-containing protein 40. Gene Ontology annotation, molecular function: protein binding. The transcript has 2 exons. The coding region runs from base 283 to 990 and encodes 235 amino acids. NCBI's taxonomy places the organism in Eukaryota, Metazoa, Arthropoda, Insecta, Diptera, Drosophilidae. The record is from RefSeq and is a predicted model, not a curated record.
AAAUUCAAAGUAGACUCAAAGAGAAACGCGUAACCUUAAGGAUUAGUCUCCAACACUCGACCAAUAGAAGCCGUCGGCUGCUGGCUGAAUAAGCCGUAGUAUAUCUGUAAUAUAUAAUAUAUAUAGCAAUAAAUCGAUGUACACUCGAAACUAAUGUCAUUUAAAAUAGAAGGACUGAAUCUGUUCAAAUCUUGAUAUAGUUUUCAGUUCUCAAAUUGGAUCAGUCGAAGCAACUCGCAAGCGUAUUUUGUAUUUCUAUUUUUUUAAAUUCAAAUCUUCGUUAUGAUUGGGGUUCACGACGGACUGAAUAGCCCAAGGAAGGAGAGUGGAACGGAGGACACGUCGCCAUUUCCGAGCAAGUACCUCAUGCGGAAUACCCGUGUGCUUAGGGUCGUGAAGGCCCAGAUUAAGGAAGUGCCCAUGGAGGUUCUGGAGGCUGCUCAACAGGAGCUGGUUAACAUCGUGAACUUGGGUAAUAACCAGCUGCGAGAAAUACCCAAGGAUAUGAUUUUGCUGAACGAGCACCUCACACAGCUGAUCCUGAGCAGAAACCAGAUAUCCUUUGUGCCCACCAACAUCUCGCAGUACUCGAAGCUGGAGGUCUUAAACCUCUCCAGCAAUCUGCUGUGCGAAUUGCCCAUGGAGUUGGGUGGACUGCACUUGCUCCGUGAACUGGAUAUCUCCCACAAUCGGUUCCAUCACUUGCCAGCCUGCAUCUACGAGCUGAGCCAACUGGAAUCUUUGGUGGCCCACGACAACAACAUCAAAAGCGUUGAUGCCAGUGACUUGGGACUGGGCGGGAUGCCGGAACUACUGAUCUUGAAUCUAAACAACAAUGAUAUUAAUGUAGUGCCACCCAUCCUGGGAAAUAUGCCGAAGCUCAAAAGCCUCGAACUAUGGGGCAAUCCCUUCCGCCAGCCGCGCCACCAGAUCCUAUCCAUGGGAACUCCCGCGGUACUUAGCUACCUGCGAACUCGCAUUCCCAUAUAAACUGUCAACGUAAAUUGUCAAAGUAUUGCCAAAUAAAUGGAGUAUAGUUCUGAA